UCCUUGAAUAACUUCUGCAGUCAGAUUGGGGACGAUCGCCCGCUGUCCUACUGCCACUUCAGCCCCAAUUCCAAACUCCUGGCUACGGCCUGCUGGAGCGGAUUGUGCAAGCUCUGGUCCGUGCCUGACUGCAACCUUGUUCACACCUUACGAGGCCAUAGCACCAACGUAGGAGCAAUAGUCUUCCAUCCCAAAGCCACCAUCUCCCUCGACAAGAAGGACGUUAACCUGGCCUCCUGUGCAGCUGAUGGGUCUGUCAAGCUCUGGAGCCUUGAAAGUGAUGAACCGGUGGCAGAUAUUGAAGGACACAGCAUGAGAGUGGCACGAGUGAUGUGGCACCCGUCAGGGAGGUUCCUGGGUACUACCUGUUACGAUCACUCGUGGCGCUUGUGGGACUUGGAAGCUCAAGAAGAGAUCCUCCAUCAGGAGGGGCACAGCAAAGGGGUCUACGACAUUGCCUUUCACAUGGAUGGCUCUCUCGCUGGGACUGGUGGACUGGACGCUUUUGGCCGGGUGUGGGACUUGCGCACGGGACGCUGUAUCAUGUUUCUAGAAGGCCACCUGAAGGAGAUCUACGGGGUUAACUUCUCCCCAAAUGGAUACCAUGUCGCAACUGGCAGCGGUGACAACACUUGCAAGGUAUGGGACCUCCGCCAGAGGAAGUGCAUCUACACCAUUCCUGCCCACCAGAACCUGGUGACCGGGGUGAAAUUUGAACCCAACCAUGGUAACUUCCUGCUCACGGGUGCUUACGACAACACCGCAAAGAUCUGGACUCACCCCGGCUGGUCCCCUUUGAAAACGCUGGCUGGCCACGAGGGCAAGGUGAUGGGACUGGACAUCUCCCUCGAUGGCCAGCUGAUAGCCACCUGCUCCUACGACAGAACCUUCAAGUUGUGGACGGCGGAGUAGCUCAGAGGUGCUGUUGAUGAGCUGGAACCGAGAGGUUGAUGGCUUUCAGCUAAG
Molecule: messenger RNA, 966 nt
Organism: Mesitornis unicolor (brown roatelo)
Lineage: Eukaryota; Metazoa; Chordata; Aves; Mesitornithiformes; Mesitornithidae
Gene: PRPF4
Product: pre-mRNA processing factor 4
Exons: 8
Biological process (GO): mRNA splicing, via spliceosome
Cellular component (GO): U4/U6 x U5 tri-snRNP complex
Molecular function (GO): U6 snRNA binding; U4 snRNA binding; protein binding
Source: RefSeq, a predicted model, not a curated record